Molecule: messenger RNA, 1014 nt
Organism: Colletotrichum karsti
Lineage: Eukaryota; Fungi; Ascomycota; Sordariomycetes; Glomerellales; Glomerellaceae
Product: glycolate oxidase
Exons: 6
Coding region: 1-1014 (337 amino acids)
Biological process (GO): lactate catabolic process
Cellular component (GO): mitochondrion
Molecular function (GO): FAD binding; D-lactate dehydrogenase (NAD+) activity; D-lactate dehydrogenase (cytochrome) activity
Source: RefSeq, a predicted model, not a curated record
AUGGUCGGCGGCAUGGUCUCUACCAACUGCAGCGGCACGAACGCAUUCCGCUACGGCACCAUGAAAGACUGGGUCAUCAACCUUACUGUCGUCCUCGCUGAUGGGAGCGUUCUGAAGACCAGAAGGCGCCCUCGCAAGAACUCUGCCGGAUACAAUCUGACAUCGCUAUUUGUCGGCGCUGAGGGAACGUUGGGGAUCGUGACGGAGAUCACUCUCAAGCUUGCUGUCGUGCCGCAGGACACCAGCGUGGCGGUCAUCUCGUUCCCGAGUAUCGACGAGGCUGCAAAGGCGGCGACGAAGUUGAUUCGAUCCGGAAUCCAGCUGGGAGCACUAGAAUUCAUGGAUGAAGUGCAGAUGCAGGUCAUCAAUCGGCACGGGAGCGAGGCUGUGCGUAGGACUGCGUGGGACGAGAGUCCGACUUUAUUCCUCAAGUUCUCGGGCACGACGGAUGCGAUCAAGGGCGAUAUUUCCAGGGUGAAGGGUAUCGUGCAGCCUUUCCAACCCCGGAAGAUCUUCUUUGCACGGGAUAAGCAAGAAGAAGCAGACUUGUGGGCCGCGAGAAAGGAGGCGCUUUGGACCAUGACCUCGAUCAAGCCGGAGGGUUACUCUAUGUGGUCGACAGAUGUCGCCGUACCGAUCUCUCGCCUCGCAGAGAUUAUCAAUCGAUCCAAGGAGGAUUCAAGCAAACUUGGACUCUUUGCGUCUGUCAUUGGUCACGUUGGUGACGGAAACUUUCACCAGGCUGUCAUGUACGAUGCGAAGAACGAACAGCAUCAGCGCUCGGUGUCCCAAUGCGUUCACGACAUGAUGAGCCGAGCACUUGAGAUGGAGGGAACAGUAUCGGGCGAGCAUGCCAUUGGUAUUGGCAAGAAGGAUUGUCUCGUGGAUGAGCUCGGAUCUGAGGCAAUUGACUUCAUGAAGACGCUGAAGCAGGCGGUCGAUCCAAAAUGGAUCAUGAACCCGGGCAAAGUCUUCGAUCUACCAGCUGGCUCGAAAGCUGUGGCGGCCAAAUGA